Spodoptera frugiperda (fall armyworm) is the source of this 551-nucleotide messenger RNA. RefSeq names its product MICOS complex subunit Mic10. Gene Ontology annotation, cellular component: mitochondrial inner membrane; MICOS complex. Bases 177 to 437 code for a protein of 86 amino acids. The record is from RefSeq and is a predicted model, not a curated record. The transcript is spliced from 3 exons. Lineage: Eukaryota; Metazoa; Arthropoda; Insecta; Lepidoptera; Noctuidae.
UAACGUAGUGUCAACGUUCAAAAUUUGUGUAUGUUCCGUAAUGAAAUAAAAUAUAAUAUUCUUAUAGAAGUAAAGGGACAUUACAAAAAAUAAGUUAUUUUCAAUUUAAAAAGGUGUUUUGUUGUCAGGAUGUAUUUUUUGAAUAUGGUGUUGUUAUUUGUAACUUAGACUAAGGUAUGAGUCAGAGUACAGCGGACGUAAGGGACUUUGAGGAACGAUAUUCAGCAUGCUUCGUAGAUUUUGGCCUAAAAACUGCUGCCGGUCUCCUUAUAGGAAGCAUGGUGGGCAGUUUCUUCCUUCGGGGAUAUAGGAAAUGGCCAUUGUGCAUUGGAGGUGGUCUUGGCUUCGGUUUGGCUUACACUAACUGUGAAAACAGCCUCAACCAGUACUUAUUGUCCAUGGAUCCGAAGGCUUGUAAAAUAAAAAAAACUGCGUAAUAUGCUUUCUCCUGGACAUCAAAGCAUUGGUCUUGUGUAGUAUAUGUUUUUACUAUGUAACUUAAAUUAUUUUAUUGAAUAAAGUAAAUAUUGGUGUAUAUUCGUAAAUUGAAA